AUGGUGUUGCACAACCCUAACAACUGGCACUGGGUGAACAAGGACGUGUCGGCGUGGGCGACUGAAUGGUUUGAGCAGAACCUGACGAAGCUGCACGCGGAGGAGGGGGAUACAAAGGCCAGAAUAUCCAAGGUGGUCAGCUCCACGGGCGACGUGGACGUGAGUCAGAGGAAGGGAAAGGUUAUCACGAUCUAUGACGUGAAAUUAGUGCUGGAAUACACAGGUAAUGACACGAUGCCUCUCGAAGAAAAUGUCCCCAGCAUUGCCAAAGGGUCCACUGCGGAAGAAGAUGACGUAAGCGGGUCGAUAACGAUCCCGGAGGUGGCCCACGACACGGAAGAGGAUGAGUUCGUGUUCGAGAUUGACAUCUACUCGGACAGCAAAGGGAAGCAACCGGUGAAGGAGCUGGUGCGGACGCAGCUGUUCCCGCAGCUGCGCAAGGAGUUCCUAAAGCUGCCGGCAGCGCUGAUCGCGGAACACGGGGCGGGCAUCCAGCACGCCCCUGGCGAAGACCCUUCGACCAAAUUCCCGCCGAUGAAGUAUCUUCCCAACACGACAGCGGCGAAGCGCGCAGAGACGACUAAGCAGACCGAGGCUAGCUCGGAGGUGCACGUGGUUAACACGACGACGGUGACGGAUUCAGAAGAGUUCCGGACGACGGCGGCAGAGCUGUACCAGACGUUUACGGAUCCGCAGCGGAUUGCGGCGUUCACACGGGCGGCGCCGCGGCUGUUUGAGGGCGCCAAGAAGGGCGGCAAGUUUCAGCUGUUUGACGGCAACGUGGACGGCGAAUACCUGGAGCUGACGGAGCCGACGCACAUUGUGCAGAGCUGGCGGCUAAAGCAGUGGCCGACGGGCCACUACUCGAAGCUGCAAAUCGACUUUGACCAGAACGACGUCGACAGCGUAACAGUGAUGCGUGUCGAAUGGACGGGCGUGCCAAUUGGCCAGGAGGAGGUGACGCGGCGCAACUGGAGCGAGUAUUACGUGCGCAGCAUCAAGCUGACAUUUGGGUGA
This is a messenger RNA of Grosmannia clavigera kw1407, 1017 nucleotides long. Its product is annotated as aha1 domain family protein. The coding region runs from base 1 to 1017 and encodes 338 amino acids. The transcript is spliced from 3 exons. Gene Ontology annotation, biological process: protein folding; positive regulation of ATP-dependent activity. The record is from RefSeq and is a predicted model, not a curated record. Gene Ontology annotation, molecular function: protein-folding chaperone binding; ATPase activator activity. NCBI's taxonomy places the organism in Eukaryota, Fungi, Ascomycota, Sordariomycetes, Ophiostomatales, Ophiostomataceae. Gene Ontology annotation, cellular component: cytosol.